UUCAAGUUUGGAUAUAUGUUUGGGGUUAAAAUCAAGUCGUGGGUUAGUUUUGGCAAAUUCCCCCAUUUCACCGACUCGAUCGUAUCGUUAGGUCAGAUUGGAUCAUUUAAAUAUAUACACUCGCAUGUGCAGCGUAAGUAGGUGAGAUCGGAUCAUUUAAAUAUGCGCACAUCCGUGGCAGUCUAUCACUACUCCCACCCAUUGGUGCAUAUCAAAAACAAAAAAAAAUCUUUAAAAAAAAAUGGUGCAUAUCGUAGUAAUCUCUGACACCAUUGUUCGACCAGAGAACUACGAGGAUGGAUCGGAACAGGUUAAGAUCCAUCUAACUCCAUGGGAUCUCUCCUUCCUUCGAACUGAGUACGCACAAAGAGCUCUUAUCUUUCCGCAACCCAACCCGGGAACCCACCUGAUCUCUCAGCUGAAGUCUUCUCUUUCCGCCGCAUUGAAGAUUUUCUAUCCAUUUGCUGGACGUUUAGUGAAGAUCGACAACGAAGAUGACGGAACAAAGUCAUUUAUCAUAGAUUGCGAUGGUUCAGGUGUCAAAUUCGUGCAUGCUUCGGCCAAGACUGUCUCGGUGAGGGAUGUUUUAGAACCGGCUAAUGGUACUGUCCCUGAUUACUGGAGUGAGUUUUUCCCAGCGAACGGAGUUCAAAGCUGGGAAGGGGUCUCAAAGCCGUUGAUUGCGUUCCAAGUAACGGAGUUAAAAGAUGGAGUUUUCAUUGGAUAUGGUUAUAACCAUUUGGUUGCAGACGGAACUUCGUUCUGGAGUUUCUUCAAAACGUGGACGGAGAUUUUCUCUACCGGUUUUGACCGGAAAAGGUUUCCUCCUUUGCCUCUUUGUGGAUGGUUUCUCGACGGGAUUGAUUACCCGAUUCAAAUUCCCAUCUCAGAGACGGUACCAUCAUCACAUGCUGGGCUUGUCGCUCCAUCGUUACCGCAUCUCGAAAAGAAGAUCUUUCGGUUCACGAGUGCACACAUCUCUAAGCUCAAAGCUAAAGCCAACGACGAGGUUGUUGGUUAUGGUGAGGAUCUGAAAAUCUCGUCGUUCCAAGCUGUGUUGGAGCAUAUGUGGCAAUCAAUAAUCAGAAACAGUGAUCUCAAUCCGGAAGAAGUUAUUCAUUGCAAGUUGGCAAUGGAUAUUAGACAAAGGCUAAACCCUCCGGUGAAGAAAAAUUGUUUUGGAAACAUGAUCGGACUGGCGGCGACGACGACAACCACCAGAGAAAUGCUUGACAAUGGGCUGGGUUGGGUUGCUUUGCAACUAAACAAAACUGUGAGGUCACAAACGAAUGAAGAACUUAGAAAGUUUGCUGAUAAUUGGGUGAAGAGCCCGAAAAUACCGAAUCGGUUGGUUGCAAAUAAUUCGCUCGUUGUUGCUGGCUCUCCACGGUUCAAUGUGUUCGGAAAUGAUUUCGGCUGGGGGAAACCGAUUGCGUUUCGAGGUGGACCGGGAAUUGCUGGCCAUGGUAAAAUCCUUGCUUACCCGGGAACUGAAAAAGGAAGCAUGGAGAUUCAUACGUCUCUAUGGUCUCACGUUUUGGACAAGUUAUUGGCUGAUCAAGAGUUUUUACAGCAUGUCGUAUGCAGUGGCAGACCCAAGAUCUUUUUUCAUCGGUUUCAUAUAUUUAUCAAGAAAAUAAUAAGUACAAGAAAAAGAGUGUGAGAGGUUUCAGGUGAGGGGCUCGACUGGGGUCAAUUAAAGUGAAAGCAACCUCUGAUAUAUUAAUAUUUAUGCACUUUUACAUGUAAUAUUUAUGCAACAUGCAUAUAAAAAACGUAAUUAUAUACAUUUCUACGGCGCCAGUCAGCUAAAUGUGGGUCCACCACUGGUCGGUCAUAUGUGUUUUUUUUUUUUUUUGCAUGCACUCCUGCAGACUGCAGUCUCUGAGUGUUCGUUUUCCUCUGAAUAAACCAUCCAAGUUACCUUGAAAUGUUAUCUUCUGCAUGCACUCCUGCAGAUUGCAGUCUCAUGCACUCCUGCAGAUUGCAGUCUCUGAGCGUAACGAAAUAAGAAAAUAUCAUAUGUGAUCAUUAUCUUUUUGCC
Brassica napus (rape) is the source of this 2044-nucleotide messenger RNA. RefSeq lists its product as uncharacterized. Bases 242 to 1663 code for a protein of 473 amino acids. Lineage: Eukaryota; Viridiplantae; Streptophyta; Magnoliopsida; Brassicales; Brassicaceae. The transcript has a single exon. The record is from RefSeq and is a predicted model, not a curated record.